UAGCCUAGCUGUUUCUAGACGAGACCAAAUUGUGUUGCACCGGGUGUAACCAGCGAGCUAACGUUAGGCUAGUUAGAUGUAGCUAGCUAGCUUUAGGUUCUUGUCGGUGUACGUAGCUGUAGAAUGAACACAAUACACCACAUUGUUGAGGGACACUAACGAAACUCGCUGGUGUCACUUUAUUUCAUCAACACACUGCUGUUGUCGUCGACGUCUUCUGUUUAGUUGUCUUGAUAAUUUGCUUUCCCGUGACAGUCGGUUAGCUAGUUAGCCUCUUCAGCUAGCUAGGUACAGUAGCGUAUGGGUGUCAAAGUUAGCUGUGACUUCACUUGGUGUCUGGUUGCCUGAUCUCACAUUUCGGACACGUCAAGGUUCCUCAAAUCCGUCUCUUGAUUUUGGGGGCUGUGAUGUCGGAGCCGAAGACCCCCGUUCCCACUCCUGCUGGCGACACAUACAAAGGAUGGGUGUUCAAGUGGACAAAUUACAUCAAGGGUUAUCAGCGGAGGUGGUUUGUCCUGAGUAAUGGGCUGCUGUCCUACUACAGGACCCAGGCAGAGAUGGGCCACACGUGUCGAGGCACAAUCAACCUGGCGACGGCAACCAUCACCGUGGAUGACGCCUGCAACUUUGUCAUCUCCAAUGGCGGAGCGCAGACGUAUCACUUGAAGGCCAGCUGUGAAGUGGAACGCCAGCGCUGGAUCACUGCCCUGGAACUGGCCAAAGCCAAGGCGGCCCGCAUGCAGGCUGAGUCAGAUGACUCAGGGGAUGAUUUUCCCUCGUCAUCCCCGCCCGCCGCACCCGGACAAGGUGGCGGUUCGCAGAAUUCCGAAGUGCAGUCUGCUCUCCGAACACUAGGCAGCAAGGUGGAGGAUCUCAGCACUUGCAACGACCUCAUUUCAAAGCAUGGCUCUGCCCUCCAGAGGUCUUUAUCAGAACUGGACAGUUUGCGUCUUACCGGAGAAGCUGGGGAUAAGAUCCGUCAGGUGACAGAGAGGGCCACGCUGUUCCGUAUCACCUCUAAUGCCAUGAUAAAUGCGUGCCGAGACUUCCUUGCGUUGGCUCAGGCUCACAGCAAGCGAUUGCAGAAGGCCCUUCAGGCAGAACGGGACCAGCGGGUUAGGCUGGAGGAGACUUUAGAGCAGCUGGCCAAGCAGCACAACCAGCUGGAGCGAGCCUUCAGAGGGGCUUCACAGUCUAAUGCUACUGCAGACAAUAAAAGUGCUUCUGGGCCGGGAAAAGGUGAGGGGAGCGAUGAAGACGACGACAACGAGUUCUUUGAUGCCAUGGAGGAGGCUCCUGAGUUUAUCACUGUCCCUGCAGACCCCCACUUUCACAAAAGGUCAAGCAGUAAUAUCAGCGGUUUCAACAGUGAAAUGUGUCCUGAUGAUCAAUCGCUCAACGAGGAGCCUCUAGCGAUGAACCAGGAAUCCCCCUCUCAGGAGUUGGUGCCGCUGAAGAAGCGGAGGACACGCAUUUCAGACAAACCCAACUAUUCUCUCAAUCUGUGGAGUAUCAUGAAGAACUGUAUCGGCAAAGAGCUGUCCAAAAUCCCAAUGCCUGUAAACUUCAACGAGCCCAUCUCCAUGCUGCAGCGGCUGUCGGAGGACCUGGAGUACCACGAGCUGCUGGACAAGGCCUCCAAGUGCCAGAGUUCCCUGGAGCAGAUGUGCUACGUGGCCGCCUUCUCCGUGUCCUCCUACUCCACCACCGUCCACCGCACGGGCAAACCCUUCAACCCCCUGCUGGGAGAGACGUACGAGCUGGACCGCCGGAGAGAGAGCGGCUACCGCUCCCUCUGCGAACAGGUGAGUCACCACCCCCCCGCGGCAGCGCACCAUGUGAUCUCGGAUCGCGGAUGGACUCUGAGGCAGGAAAUCACCGUUGCCAGCAAGUUCAGGGGAAAAUAUCUCUCCAUUAUGCCUUUAGGCACCAUUCACGCCAUCUUUGAGAAGGGCAACAAUCACUACACAUGGAAGAAAGUCACCACCACAGUGCACAACAUCAUCGUGGGGAAGCUGUGGAUCGAUCAGUCAGGAGAGAUAGACGUGGUGAACCACACCACAGGAGACCGCUGCCACCUGAAGUUUGCUCCCUACAGUUACUUCUCCAGAGAUGUGGCCAGAAAGGUGACAGGUGUAGUGAUGGACAAGGACGGCAAGGCCCACUACGUGCUGUCGGGCACGUGGGACGAGAAGAUGGAGUUUUCCCGGGUGAUGCAGAGCAGCCUCGGAGGAGAGAACGGCACCGAGGGCAAACAGAAGACGGUCUAUCAAACCCUGAAAGCCAGAGAGGUUUGGAGGAGGAACCCUCUACCUGAGGGAGCAGAUACCAUGUACUACUUUACCUCCUUGGCGCUGACCCUAAAUGAAUACGAGGAAGGCAUAUCGCCCACCGACAGCCGGCACCGGCCCGACCAGCGCCUGAUGGAGGAAGGCCGCUGGGACGAAGGCAACUCGGAGAAGCAGCGGCUGGAGGAGAAGCAGCGCAUCGUCCGGCGGGAGAGAGAGAGGGAAGCCGCCAGCCAACGCACUGCCAGCCAGUCAGAGGAAGCUGUCGAUGAGGACUCUCUAACUGAUCCGUCCUUAAAAAGCAAGUACUCCUUCACUAUUCAACCGACAACUCAUGCUUUAAUUCGGUUCCAAUCUCCUGUCUACCUUAUUGUCUUUUUUGGUGACACCAUUGUUUUGUCUUCUUUUUCCAGGCGCACCUCACGACAGCCACCUGGCACUUUGGUUCGACCGCUGUGAAGACCAGAUCACGGGGGAACAGGUCCACAUCUAUAAGGGAGGCUACUGGGAAGCCAAGGACCGCGGCAUCUGGGAGGGCUGUCCGGACAUAUAUUGACCUCAUCUUUGACUGGAAAGUGCCCCCCGAAGAGACUGACCCUUGGAAGCCGCCUAGUGCACGGCUACCACAAAAGGCCGGCUCUCCCCCCCCCCCGCUCCCCCCACCCCAACAAUUUGGACGGUUGCCUUCCUCCCGGUGGCUCUCUGUUCUAAGAGAUCUCCAGGUGAUCACUGCUGUCUGAUCCAGAGAAGAGAGCAGGGUUUCUCCUCUGGCCUCAUCCCAUUUCGGUUCCUGUACUCCCUUUUGUUGCUGUCACACAUAUGACAGGACUGGAAAGAAAUUAUUUGUGCUGCUCAGCAUAAAGGGGGGGGGGGGGGGGGCAGUGCUUCCAAAUCAUUAGUAGAUUCUUUUUUUUAGUCUCUCUGCUCAAGUCUCUCCCAGAUCAGGAGCAGAAGAGGGUUUUCGUGCUGAUCACACCCUGUGAGAUAAUGUAGUGUUCCCAUUCAAAAGCAUUGUGUGCUUUGGUAAUAACUCUUAAAAAAAAAAAAGGGGGGGGUAAGACCUGGUUAAUAUAUACAUUUAUAUAUGAUUCAAAUAAUUUGUCGACUGGUGGCCUUCAACACGUUAGCGAGGAUCUCUUGUUUCUCUCUCUGAUUUAGUGUCUUAAUGUAACUAACUGAAGGUUCUUGUGUGCGUGUGUGUGUGCGUGUGUGUGUGACUGCAUAUCUGCUCUUCCAUCACUUUACUAUUAACACUGCCACUGCGCAGUAUGCUGUUCAAAAGAAGGAAUGAUUGUCCGAAAUACCGGUUGAACCUCCACACUGUGUGUAUUAUAGUUAGAAGAGAUACUUUCUCAUUCACAAAGGCCUCAUGAAGAUGAUGGUGACAACUUUGAAGGCCAAAACACCCUUUCUCUUCGCCUUAGAUACGAGCGACCUGCUCUCACAUCACACCCGAGUGAUCAUGAUGCUGACAUUUGUAGCUGGUUUCUCAUACAAACAUUUCAAACGUUGAAGAAGUAGUCGUGAAAAGACUAUAGAGCUGCAAAAUCGCUUGUUUCAGUGGUGAAAAAAUGUCAUUAGUGCAGUUUUUUUCCAACAAAAUGAUCCAAGUGUGCGGCAGUAAACAUGUUUUUGGGAUACGUAGUGUGCUUUUUUGUUAAGAGGAACACAACAAAAUGAGAAAAAACAAUUAUGAGUCAAUGCAGUGGUUAAAAGAAACCGCUGUUAAUCUGCUGAAGAGUUCAUACAUAUGCAAAGUACAUUUUGACACCAAAAACAUGGGGUAUAAUGUGAGCGUGCGCGUGUGUGUGGAUUUCAUAAUUUCGUUUGGAAGUGUACUUAAAAAUGAAGAAUAAAGAAACAAAGAAUUUAAAAGCAUUGCAAAUAACUAUGAUUUUAUAAAUGUAUAGAAAUUCAUAUAGUAUUGAUAACUGUAAAGUAGGUUUUUUUUCUUGUUUUUAUUCAGUCCCUCAUAAUAUUGUAAGAGGACUGUCUUCGUUUUCAGAAAAAAAAGGGAGUUUCCAUACUUGACUGAGAGGGAAGACAUGACAUUGCUCAGUACUUUGUGUUAAAGAAAAAAUAAUCUGUAAUAUCAAAUGCUGUGAUGUCUAAAAAAAGAAGCUUUUCAUACUGUUCUCUAAUACCAUUUGUUACAUUUCCAUUAACUAAGUAACACAAUUAUUGCCAAAUCAAUUAUUUGGGAAUUUCUGCCCUCAUGUUUAGUAGGUGCUCCAGAUGGGAUGACAUAAUGUUGUCAAUAAAACAAUAAAAACCCAAAUGAAAACA
Molecule: messenger RNA, 4574 nt
Organism: Trematomus bernacchii (emerald rockcod)
Lineage: Eukaryota; Metazoa; Chordata; Actinopteri; Perciformes; Nototheniidae
Product: oxysterol-binding protein 1-like
Exons: 16
Coding region: 408-2747 (779 amino acids)
Cellular component (GO): intracellular membrane-bounded organelle; cytosol; membrane
Molecular function (GO): sterol binding
Source: RefSeq, a predicted model, not a curated record